AUGGUUUCUACUUCUGACCACUUCAUCUUGUACAAAUUCAACCUUAAUUAUUCACAUUUUGUAGUAUACCAAAAUCACCAAAAUUAUUUGCUUAUCUGUGAUCAAAAAAAAUCUGAAAAACACAGAAUACAAAUCCACAAUCCAUCGGCAAAAACUUAUUUACUCUUGCUUUUUCUGUUUACAUUGGUAAAUCAAGUAGAGUUGCUUGUGUGCCCGGAAUCGAGUUGUACAGAGAAACUGCGUUAA
Molecule: messenger RNA, 246 nt
Organism: Acanthoscelides obtectus
Lineage: Eukaryota; Metazoa; Arthropoda; Insecta; Coleoptera; Chrysomelidae
Source: the annotation of a GenBank genome assembly